AUGACUUCACCUUCACCUAUGACCUCUGACCUCUCACCCGCCUUCCCUAGGCACUGUAUCAGCUUCAGUGAUACUAUACUCUCGCUAGACUAUCGCAUACUUCCAAACAUGACUGAGGAGUGGGCGGAGGAGGUGGGAGGCAACGGCAAAUGCGGCUGCAACCUGACGGCGCUGGUGAACCUCGUGAGCCUCCGCAUUCCUCGGGGGCCGCCAGGACCUCCGGGGAGAGAUGGACGACCCAGCCCCCCAGGACUCUCGGGCAACCCAGGACCUCAAGGAGAACGCGGCCAGCCAGGGCGUCGAGGGGAGAAGGGCGAGCGAGGGGAAGUAGGAUCCCCGGGCCCCGAAGGAAUCCAGGGGUCGAAGGGAGAGGCAGGGAAGGACGGCUUGGUAGGCCCCACCGGCGCCCCAGGACCCGCAGGACCCCCCGGCCCCCCCGGCUGGCUCAGAGGGCACGGGGAUUCGAGGACGUCUGGUUGGGGAUACCGCUCUGGCUACCAGGUGGAGGGACUAGAGACCGACGUCCUCUUCGGGGGGAACGCAGGCGAGCCGGGGCCCCCAGGAGCUAAAGGGCCAGUGGGCGACGUAGGCCCCCGAGGACCCCGCGGACACCAAGGCCUCAAGGGCGAGAGAGGCAUGAAGGGAAGCAAAGGCCAGAAGGGAGAGGAGGGACCCCAAGGACCCGUAGGACGUCUAGGGGACAAGGGAACACGAGGACCCCCUGGCGUCGAUGGGCUGCCAGGGACCCCAGGACACAAGGGCCAAAAAGGACCCCCCGGCAUAGGACGCAAAGGACCCCCAGGAACGCCAGGAGAGAAAGGAAGUCCAUUUUACUCAACGGAAUACGUGAGGAACAUCGUACUGACGUCACUACAGCAAUACGUGGACAUCAACCCCGCCAACAGAGAAAAUUUGAGAGAGAUCGCCGAGCGCAUCGAAGUCAUCCUCCCGAAGGGCAAAGACGGCAUGCCAGGGGCGCCAGGACCCAUGGGACCUAAGGGCGAGGAAGGGCGCAUAGGCCCCGUAGGACCCCCAGGGCACCCCGGUCACCCAGGACCUAUUGGCGAGUCAGGAGAAGACGGCCCUGCAGGACCCCGAGGCAACCCAGGGCCGAAAGGAGAACCCGGAUCGCCAGGCCCUGUUAUUCUCAGCAACGGAACUGUUAUCGAAGUCAAGGGUCAGAAGGGAGACCGAGGCAUGGACGGGCAGGCGGGCAAGCGAGGCGCCCCAGGGCUGCCCGGGCCCCCUGGCCCUAUGGGACCCCCCGGCCCCCCCGGACCCCCAGGCCCCCCAGGCCCCCCAGGACCCGCAGGACCCGAAGGCCCCCCCGGCCCCCCCGGCAUCCCCACCCCGACGGCGGAGAAGACGGAGUACAUCCCCGUGCCCGGACCCAUCGGCCCCCCCGGUCCACGUGGUCCGCCCGGGAUACCAGGUUCUCCGGCUUUCCUUCCUAAGAAAUACGGCUUCGGAUCGCCAUUGCCUCACGACACAGUGUUCGAUUCCUUCCCACCGACUUCGAGCGUUGGCAUGGGCAUUAAUUCUGCUUCCAUUCUCCGAUUCACUUCUCGCACUUCUAUGCUUCAGGAGUGGGCGUAUCACACCCCUGGCGCCCUCGCUUACGUUCUGGAUGAUGACUCGCUCUUCCUACGGGCGGCUCGUGGAUGGAGGGAAGUUGCUUUUGGCGAGAUGCUGACGCCCCAGAUUGCCAACACGCCCCUACGCCCGACGCCCACGCCCAUGAACCCGAACGUUGAAACGAUACCGGAGGAGCUGGCAACUGACCUCAGCACCGGCAGGGCUUGGAGGGGAGAGCCGAUGACGACAGACGUGGAGGACAACGAAUGGAAUACAAAGGAGCUCCGCCUGGCCGCCCUCAACGAGCCCUGGCAAGGUAGUUUCCACGACGUAGCCUCCCCGGACUACACGUGCUAUCGGCAGGCUAGGAGUGCCGGCCUGCGUGGGACUUUCAGGGCGCUGUUAUCGGGCCAGAGACACGACCUCGCCUCUUUGGUCCGUUUUGCCGACCGAGAACAGCCGAUUGUCAACCUUAGGGGUGAGCUUGUCCUGGGAUCCUGGAGGGACGUGAUGGCGGGUCACGGGGGUCAGUUCCUUGAGAAACCGAGGAUCUUCUCCUUCGAUGGCAGGGACGUCUUGAGGGACAGCGCCUGGCCCGUGAAGUACAUCUGGCACGGCGCUAACAAGUACGGCGAAACGGCCUACAACCUCAACUGCAACUCGUGGUCCUCGGCCUCGUCCAGCGCCUUCGGAAUGGCCUCCUCGCUCAACAGCCUGCAACUCCUCGCCCAGAAAAAGAUUGCAUGCGACAACCAGCUUAUUGUCCUGUGCAUUGAGACCACCAGCAGCCUCCCGAAGCGAAGAAAACGAGCGGUUGUAGAAGAAGAAAACGAAGACCGCAACGAAGAAGAAAACGGAGAGGGGAAUGCAGAAAACGGGAAGCAAAGGGGGGACCCUGAAGCCUUAGGAAAGAAGGAGGAGGAAACAGAUCUUCCCGCUUAUAGCCCGGUCUCACAGCCGCUGGAAUCGACGAGCGCCCAUCUCAGCGACAAACAAACAGAGAGUCACAAUAACCUACGCACGCAACAGAAACCUCCACCUCUUAUCCAGGAUCUCUAUCUUAUUUAAGCCAAGAUUAGCAUAAAGAAAAAACAAACAAAUAUUACAAUAUAAUCCUUAUGCACUCGUGUACUCUUCCUCUUUCUCGUUUUCUUUCAUUCUCUUUCAACUGCGAAGAUGAGAUUACCGUAAAUAAGG
This is a messenger RNA of Penaeus indicus, 2772 nucleotides long. RefSeq names its product collagen alpha-1(XV) chain-like. Gene Ontology annotation, molecular function: extracellular matrix structural constituent conferring tensile strength. The record is from RefSeq and is a predicted model, not a curated record. Lineage: Eukaryota; Metazoa; Arthropoda; Malacostraca; Decapoda; Penaeidae. The coding region runs from base 1 to 2643 and encodes 880 amino acids. The transcript is spliced from 21 exons. Gene Ontology annotation, biological process: extracellular matrix organization.